GUCCAAAAUAUAUGACUGAAUGCGUGCUGCACGCUGUUGUACGUAUGUAUAUGUAAAGGACAGCAUUAACUCUAUUACGUAAACUAUUUCCUUCGACAUUCUGCCAAGAUGCGAAGAAAAUGGUUUCAUCAUCCGAAGAAAUAGAAGAAGAAAACGACUCCCAUCUUUGUUUGGUGUCCAUUUCCGAGGUUUGUGUCAGUCAGUAUUGCGUUGUGCUAUCCUUCCUUCUCUUCUCCCCUUUCGACGUAAUUUGUGGGUCACUAGGUUUAUUUAUUUCACUAUAUGGUUAGUUUACGUUCGAAUGUAGAAACUGAAACGCUGACGCUCUCAAGUGGUUGAUAUUUGGCAUAGUGCGAAUUAUUUUAAUCCAGUAUUUUAAUCCAGUAUACCUGGUGUAUAGAUUUGCAAGGUUGUUAAAAGUAAAUGGUACACAGAAUGUGUCGUUAUUCGUCGCAAAGGCUUAUCGUCGCUGUGGGAAGGAAGAAGAUAGCAUGUCAAUCAAGACGCGGUUGUGGAGGGUUGAGUUGAUGAGCAAUUGGACGUGAGACAAAAUCUGGCGAUGACAAAUUGCCAUUCACACAACAGGAGAAGAAGGGAAAGUGAGACUCGUGAGUCGACUUCAGCCCUUUUGACGGCUAGCUUUUGCGCCCUCGUCACAACCACCUCGUGUCCCGUUAACUUUCCAUCCGACGUGUCUCUGCCUGGAAUAUUCAUCCGGAAGACGGGGCAAAUCCAGCAACAACGCAACUCUCUGCAUGAGUGUCAACCUUUGUGCGAGACAGAUAUUUGAAUUGGACGUGUCUUCCCAGAAUGCAAAAUGAUGCUACUGCUCGCUCCUAUUAUCAUCAUGGAUGGACGCCGUUGCAUGUUUAUCUGACCAUCGUACAGUUUAUUAUUAUUGGAACUUAUUAGUCGUACAUGCUAGGAAACUUUUUAAGCGUUUAAUGACUUACUCAAUCAACUGUACCUUUUUCUUCUCCUUCUUCGGACCCUUCGGACGUGAAGGUUGAUGAUGAUUAGUGGUGAGAGGGACCUAUUUUGGCGAGAACUGUUUUACGAGUGGGACUGGGCGACGGAGAGGAUUUUAUCGUCAUGGGGCCGUGUCGCCCGGUCAGAGUUUGACUUGGUUCGUGUCCUAGUGGUUGGAAGUUUAAUGGUUUUCUUCGCGUUUGUGCUACUGCUCCUCCUUGCCUUUGGUAAUACGAGCAGUCCUCCUACCAGCAGUGGUGGUGAAGCAGAGAGCAGUGGUGGAGAUUAUGAUUUUUGUAUUGGAACUUUCUGCUUCGCUCAAGAAGCAGAGUUUUUAACGGUCCGGUUGUUGGUCUGGUCCUCAUUCGCCCUCAGUGUUUCUUGCACGCUGGUCUGCAGCGCUGCUUGUCUCUCGUUCUACCUUUAUCUUCAGUCUGCUGCCCCCACCAACGCUGACCAUCCCCACCUGUUGAGAAGUCGUCUUCCGCAGGGGUACUUCUGGAAAAAGUUUGGUCCCCCGGUCACAGAUCGCCCACUCUUUUCCCUCUUUUGGACAGGCGUCCUAGUUGACCUCUGGUCCGAUAAUAACACUUUCCUCCACGCCCUAUUUCUCUGGAUCGUUCUCAAAGCCCUCAACUAUCUUCACCAUCGAACUCAUUUCAAUACAGCUUUGACAUUUGAAAACCCCAACGUCAACGUCGACCACGGCGGCGUAAAGUUUAGACCUCCUCCUCAACUACUUCGGACUUUGGAUCAGUCAAUUGCGACAACGCCAGAAGAAGAAGCCCUGCUUGUCGCUUCGUGUCGAGUGACCCUUUCACUCUUCUGCUACUUUAUCACAGUUCGACGAUUGGGUUCUCUAGUUUGGUCAAGUUUCCCAGUGUUGACCCACCUGUUGGGAAUCUUGGGACUUUUCUUCGGACAAUUUCUACUGUGUGGAAUACAACAAGAGAACAAGAAGGACAACACUACUUCAGAACUUAUUGUUCGGUCCUUACCGUCACAAUCACAACCACAACGUCAAGGGAGACGGAGUGGAAACACAAACUUUUCCUCAGUUUCUAUCCCCAGAUUUCUGAGAAGACCACUUCUUGUGGGUGGGAUCUCAGCGUCACAACCGGGGUCAUUUGACUCAAGUCCAGAUGAGACGAGGGAUAAUGUGAUACUCGCGUCGUCCUCAUCUUCAAAGAACGUUCCUGCUGGAAUCGUGUGCAGUGAACGUGACCAAAGUAGUAGUACGAUUGUUGUACGAGAUUGUGAGGAGGAGGAGGACGAGAAGGCGUGCUAUGGUGGGAGGAGGGACGAUACUGCUGCCGCUUGUUCAGAGUACAAUGACGAUGAUGAUGAUCAUUCUUCUUACUAUUAUUAUUCCAAUUCCAUUCCAUUGACCAGAGAAAAGUUUGAUGGUGGUGACGCUCACGGUGGAGAAAGUUUUCACCAGCAGCAGUUUUAUAACGGAUUUUCAACAAAAAAGGGUGCUUUUCAUCGACAUUCACUUCACGGCAACAACAUGAGACGAACAUCUCUCCCAGCAGCACUGCCAGCUCAGCGUUACUCCUCCAUUCACCAGGGGAGCGGAGUGGUGGAUACUGCGCUGCUGUACGAGGCACAUGGCCUCGUGACGGAAAUGUUGUUGGACCAAGCCUCCCUCCCCCCGAACAUCGUGGCUGGGCUCAAGGCGUUGGCGACGCUGCUCAAACCAACGCCCACCCCCAUGCAUUGCUCCUCCCGACCACGCCCGGCCCCCCUCUCAAUCACCACAGACCCGGAGUACACGUCCGACGUGGACGAAAUCCCCUACACGGGCGAGAAACUCUCUACAAUGCCAAAGCGGAACUCUGGCGCUGGGAAGAAAGGUGUUUCAGCCAAUCUACUCCGCCGAAUGUCCACCAGCACGUGGACCACUACCACAUCAGCCACAGGAAUGCCAACUUUAGAACCUCAACCGCAUGCACGAAGAAGACGAUCUGCUUCCUUUCGAUCCGCAAUGGAAGGGACUCCGCCCGGAAGCAGUCCGACGCAACAGUACGGAUUGAUCCCCAUCACCCUGCUGGAGAACAACAAGGAGAACAAUUCUCUCCUCCCGACGACGACCACGCCCGCAUUCGCCACCUUCAAGAUGGGGACGCCGCUGACGGGUUCCAUUGCCGGGCUGAUGUCACAACAACAACCCGCCACCUCCACGCCACACAUUCCAAACGCAGCGUUACAGGCUUCUCAUAAAGCUCGUAGUUUCUCCGCAUGCGGAUUCGCUGUAAAUGCUUCCACAGAUAGUCGUCGUCGAUUCAGCCACCAAGAGUUUCCCACCCCGCAACAAUCCGCCCAGAGGAAAACAGUCUGUAGCCUACAUCCUUUAUCUCCCUCAGACCUCACUCAUCUUAACGCUCUGGCAGCGUCGACGGGUAUUUCUUCGUCUACUACAAAGUCAGCCUCCGUAUCCGCAGCUGGGUCCAACCGUAGCAGUCCUGCAGGAACGCCGAUCCCGUCUCCCAUCCCCUCCCCAGUCCCCUCCAGGGACCAUUCCCCCUGCAACUUCUCAGCCCGGCGAGCCUCUGACCAUCCAAAACCGGAACCAUUGUCCAUCGUAAAUCUACCACCGACAUCCACGACGUCAGCGUCUGAGAGUCGAUUUAGAGACUAUUCCCCACCCAAGGUGAUAUUUCAGCCGGAACAGCCCACGCCGACGGGGCCGGGGACAACGAAUGAUGGAGACUCUUUGGGGCUUCUCAGUGGGAGGAACUUGUCCACGUCUCCAUACUUGGACAAUCCUGACGAGGAUUGCAGCAAUGCGAGCACCCUGGGAGAUGGUCCAGGCCCCCCUGACAGCUCUUCUGGCAAUUCCAACUCUGUGAGACUCAGUCCCGUCACUUUCACGCUCCAAGAACCGACGGAUAAUAAUGACCAGGAGGAUGAACUUCAAGACUUCCGCGACGCAGUUAUUGUGACAUCGGACGGGUUCCAAUUUCAUCUCCCCACAAUUGCUGCUAACACAUAUCUGUGUCGCUUGGGCGAGUGGGACUACCCAAUAUUCGAUCUGGAACGCAACUCCAAGACCCAAAUACUCAGUCAUAUGACGUAUAAAGUGUUCCUCGAGACUGGGCUAUUCGAUACCUUCAAAAUACCGAUUAAGGAGUUCAUCAACUACUUUCACGCUUUGGAAAUGGGAUAUCGAAAUAAACCUUAUCACAAUCGGAUGCAUGCGGCGGAUGUGUUGCAAGGCGUGUUUUAUUUCACGACCCAAGCAAUCCCAGGGUUCCAGAUGGUUCCGCCCGACCCUGACACUCCAAAUUCUGGUAAACUAACGAAACAUCCCGACUGGUCUGGACAACGAGCUUGCUUCAAUGUGGAUGAAGCCUCGUAUGGGAUCAUGGGUGCAAAUUUGCCAGGUCUUGAGCUUAUGGCAUUGUACACUGCGGCUGCAAUGCAUGAUUAUGAUCAUCCUGGUCGGACCAACGCUUUCUUGGUUACAACAAAUUCCCCGCAGGCGAUUUUAUACAAUGAUCGUUCGGUGCUUGAAAAUCAUCAUGCUGCUGCGGCAUGGGCAUUGCUUAUGAACAAUGAGAAUUACAACUUUUUAAAGUUCUUGGAUAAGGCUGAAUUUAAACGAUUCCGUUUCCUCGUCAUCGAAGCAAUUUUGGCCACGGAUCUUAAACGCCAUUUUGAAAUUAUGUCCGAAUUCAAUUCAAAAGUCAAUGAAGAAGAGUCCCCUGGAAUAGAUUGGACAUCAGAGGAGGACAGGCUCCUCGUGAUGGAGAUUUGUAUUAAGCUCGCCGAUAUCAACGGACCUUGCAAGUAUCAUGAUAUCCACGUUCAGUGGACCUACAGGAUUGCGGAAGAGUUUUAUGAGCAAGGUGACGAGGAGGUGCGUCUCGGUCUCCCUAUUUCUCCCUUUAUGGACCGUUACCAUCCUCAACUGGCUAAACUGCAAGAAUCAUUUAUUAACCAUUUGGUCGCCCCAUUGUGCAAGGCAUGUGCGGAAGCAGGGCUACUUCCUGGCUACUGGGAGGACGAGGUUGAGGAUGACCAGAACGAGGGUGAGGGCGAGACCACGGCGGAUGAGAUUUCCACCAUGAGUUUUCAGGAGGCAGAUUAUGAAAAUGAAGAGUCAUCCUACUCUGACGACAAUAAAAGUGAUAGUAGUAAAUCAAAGAGAAAAAUAUUUUGUCUGCACACGAAGCACCUGCAGGACAACCAUCGAUACUGGAUGAAUGUGAUAAAGGAGGAAGCAAAGAAAAAGGAAGAGGGGGUUAAGACGGAGUCAGUGGCGAUUUCCACAGAGGAUCCGAUGGAAACCAUUGAAGAGGAAAACAAUACUCCACACUCUCUUAACCGCAGCUUCAGUUUUGAGAAAGAGGAUUCUAAACUGUGAUGAAACAAUGAAGCAAGGACACUUCUUCAAUUAAAUAUAGACGCGUGCCAAAUAAAAUCUGUUCGUAACCUGAAAUCUGACUUAUUACCACCUA
Molecule: messenger RNA, 5432 nt
Organism: Folsomia candida
Lineage: Eukaryota; Metazoa; Arthropoda; Collembola; Entomobryomorpha; Isotomidae
Product: cGMP-inhibited 3',5'-cyclic phosphodiesterase A
Exons: 17
Coding region: 1010-5338 (1442 amino acids)
Biological process (GO): signal transduction
Molecular function (GO): 3',5'-cyclic-AMP phosphodiesterase activity
Source: RefSeq, a predicted model, not a curated record